UUUAUGUGUUUAAAAUGCCGCGAUCGUGAAAUAUCAAGAUUCGACCGCGGUCGAGUUUUAGUUGAAUGUGACACCAUCCGUUUUCGCAAAACGCGAGGAAGGGAAUACGGAGAGAGGCCGAUCGGUGGUCAGCGAUCUUUCUUCGCGAUGCGAUUACGAUGAUGGACGUACCCAGGUGCGCGAACGAUCGAUGCGUAAACGUUUCGCUGGAACUAUAGAUCGACACACAAAGAAGCGAGAAACCUGCGGCUCACACAGGAGAGAGAGAGAGAGAGAUUCCGGCGGAGUUUUUAAAAUGGCUAGGGAGUGGACCGCACUGAGGCGAUGGAAUAUCGAGAUUCGUCAGUCAUGUAGAAGAAAGUCGAUGUCGGAUCAAAAGCUUUCGCGUUGAUCCUGCAGCAGAUUUCCGCGAGAGAUCCGUCACACAAUGACGAAUUCGGAUCGCCGACUUCUCUUAGUCUCGAACAAAGCGAAAGAAUGAGACUCCAACAAUAAGACGGAGAGAUAUUAUCCGCGAGAUUCGAUGAACUCGGCGAGUCGAGCAGGGACCGAAAAGAAACGGAACGUCAUCUUGAAGACAAUGUCGUGAAUCUCGCGAAGGGAGCGUCACCGGUGCGCAAAUUUGGAGAAUUUUCGGGAACGGUGAGAGAGAGAGAGAGAGAGAGAGAGAGAGAGAGAGAGAAGUUUCGUGUGUUUUCAAGUUGGAUUGAACUCGGGUGAUUUCGGGACAGCUUGUCCGGAAAAUUGGCAGUGUGUUGGUUCGUGAAGAUUUUCGCAAUGCAUUGCAAUGGACCGCGCAAGAUUCUAGCUAUGAGCGAUGCCUUUGAACGUAACGUUCAUCGAAAGUUCGGCCGUUAGUUCCACACCGUUGGAAUUCGCCUCGCCGAGGGCUGAUUCUUUCGCGCGAUUACGCGAGGCGGAACGACGUGCUUGAGGAUUCCGAAAGAGCACGAGAAACGGGCUCGCUCGCGCAUCUCGCUCUCUCGCAAUUCAUUUAUAAUAAUUGAAGCAAUCAUGCGUCGCACGAAUGGUCGCGGCGACGACGUCAAUGGCGCACGUCCAAUCGCCAAUCGUUACAUUAGAUUAUGGAUUCCGCGCAAUAUCGUGGCUAUCGUCCGUACACGUACCAGUGUAUAGUAAUUCGACAAUCGGGGCUUCAGCUCGUUCGUGAAUCGAUCAGAAGACCGCCGCUAUCGUGGCACCGGAGUCGUCUCGGAGAAACGAAAGAAAAAAAAAAAAAAAUUCAAAAUAUAUCGAGAAGAGAACGAUCCAUAUAAAGAUUCAAAAAUUCUACGGACAAUCAAAACUAACUAAAACCAAACUUUGAUCGCCACAUGCGCAUAUCUCUGCGCAUGUAAUAAACGCGCAACGUAUACAAAUCCAGUGAAUGUGAAAAGUGUCGGUUUUGUCGUAUCGCGCUUGUUCGUAACUCCUCCCUCGUCGGCUUUUUGUUAUAACGCAAGCCUGCUCAUUCUCAUUCCUCUCUCUCGAGCAGUGUGCAGAUAAUACGUAUAAACACAUACACACGAGCGCGUAUACGAGCGGCGGAGAUCGCGUGCCCGCGUGGUCUCGUGCCUCGACGCUUGUCGUUACACGUCCUAUCGCAAGUGUAACGAAACUUCCUGUAUACAUGCGGUAUCGCGCCCUGUCACGGUACAGUAAAGUUCGCGCCGUACUGUGUAUGGACCAGUCUGCCGUUUAAACGGUCUGGAUUCCAUCCUCGAGUAGUAGCGUAAAGAGAAAGAGAGAUCGAGAAAGAAAGGAAGAGAGAGGAAGAUCUCUCGGCGGAGGAAGAUAUGUGCGGCGUGGGAUAUCCGUUUCGGAUCGGUCUCGACUAUCGGAAGUCGGUACGGAUUCGUCGGUACGGUGGCACUCGCAUUUAAGGCAACCUGAAACGAUACGAGGGCUGGAAGGGAGGGAGGGAGAGAGAGAGAGAGAGAGAGAGAGAGAUAGAUAGAGAGUGCGGAUCGAGGGUGCGUGAGCGGUUCUAAUCAACGUCGAUCGAGUUAGAUUAGGGUCGAAGUGGUUCCGAAAAGGGGCACCGAUAAAAGCUAUGGGCAUCAUGGAUGCGUGGAAGCGAGGUCGGAUAAUCUAUGCUUAUCUCAUAUGGGUCGUCUUCAAGGCUACCACGGCGGGGGGACUUUAUGAUGCCAUGAAUUCGUUGGUGGAGGAGGUGGUCGUGGAAGCGGGGAAGAACGUCACGCUGGGCUGUCCGGGCGUGACGGAGGAUUCGCUGGUGUUGAUGCUGGAGUGGCGGGCAAACGGGAUGCGGUUGCUCGAGUAUAAGAGCAGAAGUACAACCGUCGUACGGCGAACAGAACAGAACAGAAUGUCCCUGUCGUUGAAAAAUUAUUCGUUGCAGCUGCAUCCCGUCACUGCCGCCGACAGCGGUAUGUACGAGUGUCUCGUGAACAAUCGGAAUGCGCCGGAAGCUGUGAUCAAGCUCAUCGUGCGAGAUGUGCCUGAUCCACCGGAACGACCGCUUGUCAUAAGUUACACAUCGAAAGCUGUGAAUAUAUCGUGGGCACCUGGUGUUAAUUCCCACAACACUCCAAUUUCGCAGUACGUCAUCUACACCCGGAUCGACGAAAAUGGUCCAUGGAACGCGACGAAGGAGAUCAUAACGCCGCACAACGAUACGUUCUACACCGUCGAGAACUUGAGGCCAUUCACGGUAUACAGCUUCCGAGUGGCGGCGAUAAAUGCUCUAGGACGCAGCAAGCCCAGUCAAGCAUCCUACUAUAUGGUGACCCUUCGUGAAAUACCGGAAGGAAAACCGACCAUCACGGCGGCCCAUAACACCUCAGCGACGUCUAUUUAUCUGGCAUGGAAGCCACCGAGUCGUGAUACCAUACACGGCGAGUUCCUUGGAUAUCGCAUCGGAUACCGACGACGCGAGAAAGCGGAUGAAGAAAUGAAAAACAUUUACAUUCGCGACCCUGCCGUCGACAAUCACAGUAUUCAUAAUCUGGAUACCUUCACGCAGUAUCUAGUUUCGCUGCAAGUCUUCAAUCCUGAAGGUCAUGGACCGGCUUCGACCGUAACGGUGAUGACCGACGAAGGCGCUCCAACAAAGCCAGAAAACCUCACCUCCCGGGAAAUCACGGGCAACACCAUUGAACUCUCGUGGUCGGAGCCCGAGAAUGCCAACGGUAUCAUCGUCGGUUAUCGCGUUUACUAUAUGCAUUCCAACUAUACGGACGUUAAAAUGCACAUACCCGAUAAAUCUGCGGACUCGGACGACCCGAAUACCAAAUUCAUCUUGAAAGAUCUCAAUCCGAACACCGACUAUAAGAUUUGGGUGAAGGCUUACACGCGUAAAAACGAAGGCGAGCCUUCCGAUCAGAUUAUUCGCAGAACCGAUAUAACAGGACCAAGUGCACCUUUAAUCUUGAAUUUGACUUGCCAGUCUCAUCAGUCCCUUUAUAUUCAGUGGGCCAGGCCGGUUACUUUUUCAGGCUCGAUCGACUAUUACUACAUCAAUUAUCGACCGGAAAAUGGAAGAUAUUACGAAGAAAUUGAGCUAUCUACCGAGAAGAAUCAUCUCGAAAGCGGGGCGAUCAUACCCAAUCUGACUGUAAACACCAUUUACGAGAUCGUGGUACGGGGAGCUACCAGAAGCACAAUAAACAGCCACCUUAUUCAAGGCGAAAGCUCUACACCGGCGAAGGUAUUGGUCACUCGCGAUUGCGACAAGAUACCGCCCUCGAUGCAUCGCAGCGGUAAAGAUCUCACUCCCGGAGUGAUCGCCGGGAUGGUAUGCACCUGUUUCAUCGUAAUGCUGGCAAUUACGGCCUUCGUGUUGUGGAAACCGAUUUUUAGGAAAUGCUUCCACACUGCCUACUAUUUUCUGGAUUAUCCGCCGCGGAAUGUUCCCACUCUUCAAGAAUGGGAAAACAGCGAGCAGGACGGCGAGAGGACCGCCGUGGCCGUCCAGCAAUUCGUUCAGCAUGUCGCGAGUCUUCACGCCGACGGGGACAUCGGUUUCAGUAAAGAAUACGAGCUCAUACAAUCCGAAACUGGGGACUACACCGUGGAGAAUUCUCAAUUCGCCGAGAAUAAGGCCAAGAACAGAUACUUGAAUAUACUCGCAUACGACCAUACUCGUGUGCAAUUACUCUCCUGCGGCGGUGGGCCUCCUAAAAAGGGUCAAGAUUAUGUUAACGCAAAUUACAUCGACGGGUGGCAAAAGGCGCGAGCAUACAUUGGUACCCAAGGUCCACUUCCGCCUACGUUCGAUGGCUUUUGGCGGAUGGUUUGGGAGCAACGCGUAUCGAUAGUCGUAAUGAUUACCAAUCUGGUCGAACGCGGACGUAGGAAAUGUGAUAUGUAUUGGCCCAAGGAAGGGACCGAAACAUACGGUUACAUUCAAGUGACUUUAGUGAAGGAGGACAUUAUGGCGACAUAUACCAUCCGUACUCUUCAAAUCCGACAUUUAAAGCAGAUUAAAAAGAAGAAAAAUGGGACCAAUAUGGGCGAACGUACUAUAUGGCAAUAUCAUUAUACCAGCUGGCCUGAUCAUGGUGUACCCGAUCAUCCAUUACCGGUUUUAAGUUUUAUCCGUAAAUCGUCCAACGCUAAUCCACCCGAAGCUGGACCUAUCGUAGUGCAUUGCAGCGCCGGCGUUGGACGUACCGGAACGUAUAUUGUGAUCGACGCCAUGCUGAAGCAAGCCAAAGCCAAGAACGAAAUCAACGUAUUUGGUUUUCUCAAGCAUAUCCGUACCCAGAGAAAUUUCCUGGUUCAGACGGAAGAACAGUACAUUUUUAUUCACGAUGCUCUGCAGGAGGCGAUAGAGAGCGGCGAGACCAAUAUCAACUCUAACAAUUUAAUGAAGCACAUUCAAGACAUGCUAUGCCCAUCGAAUAACAAGACUGACGCGUGGAAUAACAUAGAAGCUCAAUAUAAACUGGUAACGUCAUGGAAACCUAAGGAUUUUAAUCUCGUAUCCGCUACCAAAACUUGCAAUAUUCACAAGAAUCGUAAUAUGGACAUCAUUCCCAUCGAAAAUGCGCGCGUCCAUUUAACGCCGAAACCUGGUGUCGAUGGAAGCGACUACAUAAAUGCGACAUGGGUUUCAGGUUUUCAACGCAAUCGCGAGUUUAUUAUAACGCAACAUCCGAUGGAGAAUACCAUAAUGGAAUUCUGGCAAAUGAUGUGGGACCACAAUGCACAGACUAUUGUUAUGUUGACUCAAUGCAACGAGGAAUAUCCAGAGUUUUGGCCUAUUGAAGGAAAGGAUCUCGAAUCCGAAACGUUCCGAGUACGACUCUGCGGAACAAAGGAGACUGUGAAUGGGACUAUCCUACUCGAAGUCGCAGUACGAUCAUUGCAAGAUGAUUACGAACUCAGCGCUAGGAUUGUUCAAGCGCCGUCGAAUCAGAACGGUCUGUGGCCGCAUAAUAACAAUCCAAAGACUUUUGUCAGCAUCAUCCAGGACUUUCAUCGAGAUUAUCAGAACGGUCCUAUCGUCGUGAUGGACAGGUAUGGCGGGGUUGAGGCUGCACUCUUUGUUUUAUUGACUACCUUAAAUAAACAAUUGGAAUUCGAGCAAAGUGCUGACGUUUACAUGUUUGCGAAAUUGCUUUAUAUGAAGCGACCCGGCGUUUUCCGUACAAAGGAGGAUUAUGUAUUGCUGUAUCAGUGCUUGGAAUCCAUGCUGUCGACGAAAAGCCGCGCGGAACCUGAUUUGUACGCCAUGGCAAAUGGACAUGUUGCCUCACUGAACGAUCCGAACGAGAUCAGGUCGGCCUCAUCGAUUCAACAUAUGCCGAUAGAUUAUCCAUCUAAGUCAUCCGUCAUUCGCGAAUAUGCUACCGUAGAAGUCAGUUCCGAAUACCUAUCCGAUUAUACCAUUCCCAUACGCGUGGAUCAUCCGAUCGAGUCGUCCAGCAGCCGUGGGAGCGAACCAUGCCUCUCCUCCCACGGCGGCAGCAACGAUCAUGUAGUAUCACCAUCGGAAAAAAGCAUGGUGGUGUCACAGAGAAACAUUAGCUAUCAUAAUCACCCACAAUCUGGCGUAUCCGUAAUGGUUGAUGCUAACGGUUAUAUCACAAAUGGCAGCAUGCGUGUACCCUCCGAUAAUAUGGAGCCUAGCUGCAAGAUGAUGCCACAAUGAUGCCGGCCUAUCUUCGGUUGCAGCGCACCCUCGCGAAGGUCGGCCCCGCUGUAAUCGAAAUUUCUUGAAUCGUUGGAAGUUUAAUCUUGACCUGACUAAUCUUCGCAUCGCGAAGGAAGUGAUAAUUCUUAUUCAAGGGAAGCUGAAGGAUCUUCGAACGGAUUUCUUAGUGUACAUAAGAUUAAGGCUAGACGUGAAUGUUAAACGUGAAGGAUUAUAAAUUUUGAUAAGAAAAACCCGUUACCAGCGGCGCAAGAGCGGACAGUGCCAAACAAAGAGACAAAAUGCCGCCGAUGUAUGCCGAAUGGGUGACAUUUAUCUUAUCCGUCGCGUAAGUUUAUGCUGUUUAAUCGAUAUGUAUAUAUUAUAUAUAAUUAUAUAUAUUUAAUGACACACAUCAUACAUACACGCGCCCGAUUGCAUAGACACAUGCAUAAGUAAAUAUACGUAUAUAUAAGUUCACGCGUACAUGCUAUAUAAUAAUAUAUAUAUAUGUAUAUGUACGAGAUGUGUGUGUAUAUGUAUGUGUGAGUAUGUGUAUAUGUCGAAUAUCCAACAGCUUCGAGUUGCCAAAGAAUCACUACGAUAGCUUAAUUGUUAGAAUGAUACUCCCGUGGAUGAAUGUGUAUAUAUAUAUAUAUAUAUAUAUAUAUAUAUAUAUAUAUAUAUAUAUAUAUAUAUACAUACAUACACGCGUAUCUAAUUAUACUAUGUGUAUAGUUUAUUAUACAUGCGAGGAGUGCUUCGUAAAGACGAAAUCUCUCGCAUAUACAGAAUCAUGACCGUCGCGCAUAACUAAACUAUAAGCAUCUGCCCUCUCUCUCGUUAUUCAUCUAUUCGAUUUGGUCCAAGUUUUGGCCGCACGAUAUGCGCAGCUUAUCGUACUGUUACUGCCAUUUAGGGAAGAUAUUUAGCGACUUGCCGAGCAUGUUAAUAGUUAAUUCAUAAAAUUAAGUUUAAUCGUGUCAUUUUUCACAUAAGAUUGCUUGACACAUAUAUACAUAUGUGCAAAUCAAAUCAAAACUCACAUCGUAUAACUACAACGUGUCAAGUUAAUUCGCAUCAUUCAAACGAUAUCGGUAAACGAACUGAACGCACAACUUCAUAGAAAAUUAUAUGGUUUUAAAUAAUCGAACAUGUUAAGAGAUACAAAUUUUCUAUGAAAAAUAGCGCGAAUCUUACAGAUAUCAUAAGUCUUUUACGAAGAAUAUAGAAGCCGAUACUAUCUCUGGUUGAUUUACAUUUUAAAGUUUGCUUUUUUUAAAAUUAAAAACAUGAUAUAAUAACUUUCUUAUGGUGAUGACAAUCGCAAUAUUUUAAUAAUUAUAAUUUGUCGUUAUUUAUUUUAUAUAGAAGAGAAUUGUGCGUGUGAAACAAAUCCUAGUAAAACAAUAUUUUAUAAAUGUAUUUGCAUUUUUAUAUGUGUUAAUAUUACUAUAUAUGAAAACGCAUGAACGAUCAUAGAUUUUUGAAAAAAAGUUUAUUUAUUAGACUUUUACAUCUAUCGAUAUUUAAGCAAAUAACUGGUUAUGCCCAUAUAUUUACAAAAUAAUAUUUAAUUUGUUUUCAAUUUGCUUAAUAAUUUAAUGAACUAAGCUAUCAACGAAAUGAAAGAUUCGACAAAAAAAAAUCGAAAAUCGACAAGUCGGUCAUCUUGUUACAUUAUCGCGCAUAUUGAUUUUUAGAAGUGUUUUUAUCGAUUAUUUGUUAACAACCCAAUGAAAUAGAUACUUUAUGAAGUGUACGUUCCGUCGCUUGUGGCCUAACUCUAUAGUACAAAUUAGAUUCUAUGUUCGAACAAUUAUUCAUUUAAUUAAGUGCAAGAGACUUUCAAACCGGUUUGUUUCAACUUGCCGAAAUUAUAUCAUAAUUAAGUAAUAACAUGAUUCCAAUAAUAAUACUACAAGCAUUAGUUUAUAUUAAGUAUAUUAUAUCGAGUAAUAUCUUCCAUUUUUAAUUGAUAAUGUCGCAAAGAGAAAGAAAGAAAAAAUAAAGUGUUUUUGCAUUUCCUCACGAAUAUAUAUUCAAUAGAUUUAUUUUAUAUUACGUAUUAUUAUGCAUAUUAUCGCGAAGAUUAAAAUCACUUUUCAUCUUUUAGACAAGCUACUUUAGCAAAGAUACUGAAUGAAAGGGAGAGAGCAGAGGCAAUAAUUGCAGUGUUGAAACUGAAAUGUACAUAAAAAGAAAGAGAGAAAGAAAACUCUCUAGUUUUCUUGAUCAGCCUACUGUGAUUAACUAUGAGAAAAUGGUCAUUGGACACAUGCUCGUUAGAGAAAAUCGCUUUACCACCGAUAUACAUGAAUAUACCAUCAAAAUUAAGAAUGUUUGUAUAAACGUGUAAGACUGACUGUAUUCGUGAAAAUCAGGAGAAUUCCCGACUCUCGUUUGCUUGCGUUGAAAUCGUGGCGAAUCACGAUCGCGAGAGCAUAAGACAAAGAUUUUUCGAGAAAGGGAUAGAACACGCGACAUCACUACCUAUUCCUUUCUCAUAGAGUUACUCUUUUAAGAACUAUGAAGUAGCACCAAAACGUAACAACGCGCUUGCAAUGCGAGUAAAUGCAAGCAUUUUCCGAAAAUGUGAAUCGAUUUUCGAGAUCCCGUAUUGAUCUUAUGUACAUUCAAUUAAAACAGGAUCGAGUCUCGAUUAAUUAUCAAUUCGUAAAUACGAACGGAACACCUAUCGAUUAUUGUCUAGCUAUAGAGAUUACUAUGUAUGUAAAAAACGUGUCUUUUAAUUAAUGCCGUAAUAAUUUAAGUCAUCUAAAGAAACAAAAGCGAGAAACGAUAUUAUAUGCAUAUACACAUACACAUGCACACACAAAUACAUGAAUAAGCUACACCGAAGAAAUGCAUACACACCUGAGUGACAGACAGCUCACACAAACACGGACUCGUCGCGCUAAUACUUGUGUGAAAAGAAAAAAAUAUAUAUAAAUAUUUAUGAUAUGAUAUAAAAAUGUGGAGGGAAUCGGAGAAAAUAAGAUAUAAUUGUGGAUGCAUGGUGGAUGACGAUCGCCCGGUUUUGAGAUCAACGGAGACACACAAAGACAAUGCCAUAUAGAAAGGAUAGUGCUCGAAUUUUGUGAAUGAUUUGUACAGCUAACGACAAGAGCGAUAUCUCGUCGUGCAAAACGAGCAGAGACGCGAUCUAUAUACUGUAUUUUACGAUAUUAUACGGUUAUAUAUGCAUGUACCUAUACACGGAUAACACAAAAUAGACGUCUAAUGAAGUAUGAAUGGCCGUCGAGAGACAAGGCGAUCGUCGAGAGAUACAGUCGCCCGUAUAUAAUUCGGUGAUAAAAUAGGUGGUGUGUAUAGAUAAAAUGUAGACUCUAGUCAACAUAAUAUUUGUAAGAUGACACACACGCACACAUCUUAUUCGUUCCACCGUUAGCUCGCAUCUAGUUCUUUUGGUCUGUUCGUUUCGUUAUUUUUCUUCCGAUAUUAAUGAGAGACAGGAAGAAAAAGACAGAAGAUGAUGUCAACGCGUGAUCGCAUUUUCCAUCCUUUAUCCACUGGAUGAUAAAAUAGCUGUGCUGCGAGAAGUAUAUGUCGAAUGCCUAUUCAAGAAGAGAGCGGAAAACUCUUUUUUUUUCUUUUUAUUAAAAUGUCACUUUGAAACGCGAGCUCUUAUACAAGUAUUGUUUCACCGAUACUGAUUGUAGAUAUUUUCGGACAUCGUUCAAUGGGAUGAAUAAAAGCGAUCAAAUAGCAUCCAUCGCGAAAAUUCUUUUUUACACGCAUGAUAUAACAAAGAUCGCGUAACUAUAGCAUUCGUGUGGAAGAGUGGUCCGAAAAAUGGUUUUAUAUGAUUAUAUAUAUACAUAUAUAUACACACGUAUAUGCAUAUAUAUGUAUAUGUCUGUAUGUAUUUUAUUAUGUGAAACAGAAUUGGAAACGAAUCGAGCGUGGAUCAUGUUGGCGCGGUCAACAUUCAGAGUCUAUUACUUAUAUGAGAUAAAAGGAUCUGGCGUAUGUAGAAAUGGAUGUAUUAAUAGAGAAUGUAUAUGUCGAAUGCCUACUCGAAACUUCAAUAGACAACUGUGAAAAAUCACACUCAAGCAUUCGUUCAAUUGUUUCGCGUAUAAAUAUAUAUAUAUAUAUAUAAGUUGCCGCAGUGUGUUUACGACUUUAUAAUUAUUUAUUAUGCGAAUCGUCGCAGCACAUACAGGAGACUCCCGUUCGAACGUACGCACUACGGCCUAUACUAACUGUAAAAAAAAAAGAGAGAAGAAGCUCUUUAUAUAUAUAUUCGCACACGAUGUAUUAACAAUUCACGAAUGAUCCGCCGGUUUUCGUCCAAACCGGCUAGCGUACGAAAGCUGUAGCGGUUCAAAAAAAAAUUAGAAAGUUAGCGAGAGUCUUGAAGGACACACGGGGUGUCACAAAUCCGCGCCAUGCCCAAUUAAUAUCCGAAUACGAUGAGAAAAACGAAGCUGAUAUAUAAAACGACAGUUGAGGCUGCCACACGUAUCUACGAACAUUUCUUCUUUUCUCUUUUUCCUUAACUCUUUCGCUACGGUACUUAAACUACUACGUGGCUCGAUGAUAUGUAUUUUUAAUGUUUAUAUAUUUCGACGACAUUUCCAAUAUAAACAUUAUGUAAUUUAACACAAAAUUCUAUGAGAUUUUUUGAAAUUCGAUAAUUAGAAAAUGAAAUUUUUGUAUAUAUUCUAUAUAUUGGAAAUAUCAAGUUAAUAAUUGAGCGAUCAAGUAUAGCGAUCACGAGAAAAAAAUAGUCGUUUAUAAUUAUUAAGCGAUAUGUGUAUUUCUUUCUUUAUAUAUAAAACGGAAAAGAGAAAAAACUAUAUUAUACUUUCUUGAAAGUGUGCAAAGAUAACGUAGAUAUCAGUUCUGUAUCAGAAUUGCAGUCGGUGGAACAUUAUCGAUAAGGCUGUGGUCUUGUAUCAGUAGCGAAAGAGUUAAUCUCCGAGCAUAGCGACCGCACUGCCUUCGAUAAAAUUUUUAACAAACCGAUUCUGACCAUCGAUUGAAGAUGAAAAGAAUGAUUUGCGUCGACGAGAUGAGCCGCGUGGCAAAUUUAAAGCGAAGCACGAAUGAAAAAAUCAAACAGUUCUGUUUCUCCUGUUCCUAUGACGUCACGCGAAUCGUCUUCUUAUCGACGCGAUUCUCGUUAUUAAUUAUAAAUCCUUAAGCUAACGACACAUGCGUCAAUGAGUCAUGAAGGACGCGAAUGCUGGUCUACAAAUGCAGUUCUCAUCAAUUUCUAUUGCUCGACGUACAGUGUCUCAACGAACACAUACACAGAAAUUUUAGAGAGGUUCAAACGAAUAUAAUGAUUGCGAUAUCAGUCAUUAUGUGCGAUAAUAGUAUUAUUCGUUUUUUUAACUGUACGCUUCAUUCGAGAAGAAUUGUCCGUGCUUAAGAACAUAUACGUCUAAUAAAUAGUUUGCGAGAAA
This is a messenger RNA of Cataglyphis hispanica, 11538 nucleotides long. It is a transcript of the gene Ptp99A, whose product is annotated as tyrosine-protein phosphatase 99A. Gene Ontology annotation, biological process: protein dephosphorylation. Gene Ontology annotation, molecular function: protein tyrosine phosphatase activity; protein binding. NCBI's taxonomy places the organism in Eukaryota, Metazoa, Arthropoda, Insecta, Hymenoptera, Formicidae. The transcript has 20 exons. Bases 2054 to 6118 code for a protein of 1354 amino acids. The record is from RefSeq and is a predicted model, not a curated record.